This is a messenger RNA of Engraulis encrasicolus (European anchovy), 914 nucleotides long. RefSeq names its product histone H2A-like. Gene Ontology annotation, molecular function: structural constituent of chromatin; DNA binding; protein heterodimerization activity. Bases 103 to 480 code for a protein of 125 amino acids. Lineage: Eukaryota; Metazoa; Chordata; Actinopteri; Clupeiformes; Engraulidae. Gene Ontology annotation, biological process: heterochromatin formation. The record is from RefSeq and is a predicted model, not a curated record. Gene Ontology annotation, cellular component: nucleosome; chromatin. The transcript has a single exon.
ACCACUGAGGCUUUAGGUUGCCUCCCCAGUCGUGGAUAUAUAGUGGCCUGAGGUGGAAAGGCAAGGAUCCGAAUUCUCGAAAUCUAAGACAAAUCUUCAAACAUGAGCGGAAGAGGCAAAACCGGUGGCAAGGCAAGGGCAAAGGCCAAGACUCGUUCAUCCCGGGCUGGGCUUCAGUUCCCCGUUGGUCGUGUGCACAGGCUGCUGCGUAAAGGCAACUAUGGUGAGCGCGUGGGAGCUGGCGCACCCGUCUACCUGGCUGCAGUGCUCGAGUACUUGACCGCUGAGAUCUUGGAGUUGGCUGGCAACGCCGCUCGUGACAACAAGAAGACUCGUAUCAUUCCCCGCCAUCUGCAGCUGGCCGUGCGCAACGACGAGGAGUUGAACAAACUGCUCGGUGGAGUCACCAUCGCUCAGGGUGGUGUGCUGCCCAACAUUCAGGCUGUGCUUCUGCCCAAGAAGACCGAGAAGUCCAAGUAAAUCUGCUCCCGACUUCCCUGAACACAACGGCUCUUUUAAGAGCCACCCACACAUCCAGAAAAGAGCAAUUUUCAAUGUCUGACCGAAACCAUGAUGAAACUAAAAUAUACAUAUAAAUUGGCUAUAUACUGACAUAGUUAUGAAUAAUGGAGAUUGCUCGGUUACUAUCACUAUCUCCAAAACACUGGCCUUCUACUGAUAUAGCCUAAACGGGCUAAAAAAAAGAAUGUGCCAAGACGCUCGAUAUAUGAGGCACCGGAAGGGAAUUGCUUAGCCAUUAUUAAUACAAAGACUCGUUGACUUUCCAAGUAUGUUUCCCCGCAUUAGACGCCAGCACAGUCAGUUGCUAUGCAUUCAUCCACGACUAUCAGCUAAUACACAUCUUGUGUGUUGAUGAAUGCAUUUAAACGUUCCACUUGAAAAUGUUUCAGACA